This is a messenger RNA of Kickxella alabastrina, 495 nucleotides long. RefSeq lists its product as uncharacterized. The coding region runs from base 1 to 495 and encodes 164 amino acids. Lineage: Eukaryota; Fungi; Kickxellomycota; Kickxellomycetes; Kickxellales; Kickxellaceae. The transcript has a single exon. The record is from RefSeq and is a predicted model, not a curated record.
AUGUACACAGUGAACCCUCUGCUCACGCCACCCGAAGACUGCUACUCGCCGGGUGCGCAACAGCAGCGGCAGCAGCAGCAGCAACAGGAUAUGUCAUACAUGGGUACCAACGACGUGACAUCGCCGUCGGAGGCAUACUCUAAAAUGACAUUGGCGGAAAAGGUCCGCGAAGCCAACCAGGCGUUGGUAUACACGUGGGGCAAGAUGCUCGUCGGCAUGGGUGUGAGCGAGCUGUGCGAGAACGCCGCGCUGCUACGCAAUAUCCAGCUCAUCUCGCUAGAUGACUUGCCGAAAAACUUUUGCAUUUCGCCGGUGGAUGAGUUCAUAUGUCCCAGCGACGAUGCAGCUCGGGUCAUCGUUAUUGUCUCGGAUGCCGGCAUUGUCGUCGACACGGGCAUGUAUGACAUGGACGGUUCUAUUUUCUACAGGGGCUUUGUUGUCAACAACCAGUAUCUGCCCACAUCUGCAUCCAAACGCACCUUCACACCCGACUAG